Danio aesculapii is the source of this 554-nucleotide messenger RNA. It is a transcript of the gene lsm8, whose product is annotated as LSM8 homolog, U6 small nuclear RNA associated. The record is from RefSeq and is a predicted model, not a curated record. The coding region runs from base 86 to 376 and encodes 96 amino acids. Lineage: Eukaryota; Metazoa; Chordata; Actinopteri; Cypriniformes; Danionidae. Gene Ontology annotation, biological process: mRNA splicing, via spliceosome. Gene Ontology annotation, molecular function: RNA binding. Gene Ontology annotation, cellular component: precatalytic spliceosome; U4/U6 x U5 tri-snRNP complex; U6 snRNP. The transcript is spliced from 4 exons.
GGCUCAAGUACGAAUGGUACGAAUGCUUUUCGUUGUAGUAGCGAACGAGCACCGGAGGAUUUAAAAACACGCACCAGCAGAAAAGAUGUCCACCGCUCUAGAGAGUUACAUUCACCGGACUGUUGCUAUUGUCACUUCUGAUGGCAGAAUGAUCGUGGGGACUCUAAAAGGCUUCGAUCAGGCAAUCAACCUCAUCCUGGAUGAAAGCCACGAGCGGGUCUUCAGCUCUUCACAGGGAGUCGAGCAGGUGGUUCUGGGACUGUAUAUUGUCAGAGGAGAUAAUGUGGCUGUAAUCGGCGAGAUUGAUGAAGAAACUGAUUCUGCGCUGGAUCUUGGAAAUAUAAGAGCAGAACCGCUCAAUUCUGUGGUGCAUUGAUGGACAGAAAAUUUCAUUUAGAUCCAGUUGAAAACGUUCCCUGGGAAAUCUGCAGGCAUCUAUAAGCAGCAAUAUUAAUUGCUUUUUUAAAUCUUGAAAAAAAGACUGAAUGCGUAUGUUUUUUUUUUUGUUUUUUUUUACGGGUGUUGAAAUAAUAAAAGAAAAAGUGAUAAGUCAA